AUGCAAUUUCCGUUUAUGUCUCCUGGUGUGCCAAGCUAUAUCACUUACGCAAUGGUAGGCGCAGUAAUAGGUCAUGAAGUGUCACAUGCCUUCGAUGAUCAAGGUAGUCUUUAUGAUGAGUAUGGAAAUUUGCAUAAUUGGUGGGAUGCAAAAACAGCGCAUAAGUUUUAUGAAAAAACGCAAUGUUUCAUAAAACAAUACAGCGCAGUAAAAGUCAAAGAAGCUGGCGUGCAUUUGAAUGGGCGAUUAUCAGUUGGUGAAAAUAUCGCUGAUAAUGCUGGUGUUAAGACAGCUCUAAUUGCUUACAAAUCGUGGCUCGAGAAGAAUUAUUAUCGUGAAGUAGCCUUGCCAGGUUUUCAAAACAUGACUAGCAUACAAAUGUUCUUCCUUGCAUAUGCCAAUAAUUGGUGCUCACUGAUAAGGCCAAAAUAUUAUUUACAAAUAAUAAUGGCUGAUGUGCAUGCUCCAAGUAAAUAUCGUGCAAUUAUACCCCUCCAGAAUCGCCCUGAAUUCGCGGAAGCAUUCCAUUGUCCUAGUGGUUCACCGAUGAAUCCAACCAAAAAAUGCUCUAUUUGGUGA
Thelazia callipaeda (thelaziosis nematode) is the source of this 579-nucleotide messenger RNA. The record is from the annotation of a GenBank genome assembly. NCBI's taxonomy places the organism in Eukaryota, Metazoa, Nematoda, Chromadorea, Rhabditida, Thelaziidae.